AUGAACAACACUGUCUUAAUUAGCGGAGUUGGAAAUGAAUCGGAUUGUUAUGGUGUAUUCUCGAGAUUUGGAGCAUUAUACAAGUAUGGAUUCAUCACAAAAUGUGUGGGGUUAUACCGGGUCUGGUUUUAUCUAAGAUCCGAUUUUAACAGGUGUCGAAGAGAAAUGAAGUCUCAGUAUACGCACAACGGGGAAAAAUGGAAAAUAAGCUAUUCAAAAAUAAGUAAACAGUUCAAUCGCAUAUUGCGGAGAGAUAAGAUAUACGAAGUAUGUAACACGUAUUUGGGAUUUAGUUCAUGGACAAAUGAAAUUGUGGAUGUGAAAUUAAUAGGAACAGAGACGUGUAAAAUCAACAGAGAAAUUAAGUACACCGUAACAUACGAAUCUCUUGUCUGUUAUACUUUUAUGGUGAUGAAUAAGGAUAUUCUCAUUUCUUUUAAAUCAGCAGGAACUGCACAAUACACUGCAGUUGAUGAAACUUAUGCAAAACAUAUUGCUGCAAAGAUGUCUGUUUUGGAAGCUACUAAAUUAGUCUUCAGUAGGAUUGCCUUUGAAAUAAAAGACGGGCUUGUAAUCAAUAUAGUAAAAGUCGAAUCUGAUAUCGACACGUCAAAUGUAAUACUUGAAAUGGGUGAAAUCGAAGAAGAACAAAAAAUGGAUGACGAUGAAAUAAAUGAUAUUAUUGCAAAGUUAGAUGAUUGA
This is a messenger RNA of Entamoeba invadens IP1, 702 nucleotides long. RefSeq lists its product as hypothetical. NCBI's taxonomy places the organism in Eukaryota, Evosea, Mastigamoebida, Endamoebidae. Bases 1 to 702 code for a protein of 233 amino acids. The record is from RefSeq and is a predicted model, not a curated record. The transcript has a single exon. Gene Ontology annotation, cellular component: nucleolus.